This is a messenger RNA of Frankliniella occidentalis (western flower thrips), 826 nucleotides long. RefSeq names its product cytochrome P450 4V2-like. Gene Ontology annotation, molecular function: iron ion binding; monooxygenase activity; heme binding. NCBI's taxonomy places the organism in Eukaryota, Metazoa, Arthropoda, Insecta, Thysanoptera, Thripidae. The annotation marks the transcript as partial. The transcript has a single exon. The record is from RefSeq and is a predicted model, not a curated record.
AAAGGUGAGAGUUUUCAAUUCAAUUUCCACGCCCACCUUUUACAACGCCAUCGCAAUUCGUCCCGUCCCGUCAGGCUGGAGUACACGGAGCGCGUCAUCAAGGAGACCCUGCGCCUGUUCCCGCCCGUGCCGCUGACGGGCCGCCAGGUGCACCGCGACACGGAGCUCGCCUCCUACAAGGUGCCCGCCGGCACCACGCUGCUGCUCAACCUGUUUGGCGCGCACCGCGACCCGGCCCACUGGCCCGACCCCCUCGCCUUCGACCCGGACCGCUUCCUGGCCGAGCGCAGCCGCGGCCGCCACCCCUGCGCCUUCCUGCCCUUUAGCGGUGGCGCCCGCAACUGCAUGGGCUUGCAGUACGCCAUGAUGAACAUGAAGACGUUCCUGGCGACCGUCCUGCGGGAGCUGCGCGUCGAGCGCGCCGACGACCCCUACACCGACAUCCACCAGCUGCCGCUCUACGCCGACCUCAGUCUCCGCAUCGUGGGCGGGGCGAGGGUGGUGUUCGCACGCAGGCCGACCCGUGAAACGGAAGUGGGGUCACAAACGACAAGCUAGGCCCGCUCUUCCGCCAAACCAAGUUGCCAGCUCCGCUUCGCUCCACCGGCAACUCGGUUUGGCAGGGAGCGGGCCGAGCUUGGCCUGCCGGCGGCGUUUGGGACGGGCCUUUGCCCGUCCCUUCUGCUUUUUUCAGGGUGUAAUAUAGCUUCUAUCGGAAAACGGGCCUUCGGCCCGUUUGAGUGACAGCUCUCUUUAAACCAUCUUUUUGCCAGGUACCUUUGCUGUCUACUUCGUAAUCAAAACUCAAUAAACGAGGCAUUCUUUU